Messenger RNA from Naegleria gruberi, 1068 nucleotides. RefSeq lists its product as uncharacterized. The coding region runs from base 1 to 1068 and encodes 355 amino acids. The record is from RefSeq and is a predicted model, not a curated record. Lineage: Eukaryota; Heterolobosea; Eutetramitea; Acrasida; Naegleriidae. The transcript has a single exon.
AUGAAUAAUUCCCAACAACAAGUGGUGAAUUCUUUUGGUUUUAUUACAAGUAUGAAUAUUUUGGAGUUUUCUGAUGAUUCCGAAUUGGAGGAAUGUAAUAGAAUUAUUUCAACAACAAUUUUGAGUGAAAAUGGUGCUACUGUCACUGAGGAAAAUUUAGUUUUCGGAUGUAAUGCAUUGUUGAAGAGAAUUUAUAUUGAAAUUUACUUUUUGAGAGAUUAUGAAAAGGCCAAACAAGAUAUUGUCUUGGUGAGGAAUAUAGUCGGAGAUAAAAUUACAGAGGAUUUGGAUCGAUUCCUAUCACAAUUGAAUUCCCAUGUCAAUAUCGAAAUUUUGAAUGAAAAGAUUGCAUUGGCCAAUACAGAAGGAAAUAUCAAAUUAUUACUUCCACUGGUGGAGAAGAGAUGUUUGGAAUUGGCUAAUGUUGGAAAAUAUAAACAAAGUUUGGAAGAUUUAGAUUUUAAUAUUCAAUCCAUUGAAAAAAGAUUGCAGAGUGAAAAUGAGGAAGUUACCAAAUUGCAAACUCAAUUGUUGAACUUGUACAAGCAGAGAAUGACUCUAUUUGUGAAUAUUAAAUUGGAAAUGGAAAGAUUAUUAGUUGUUGGGCAAGAAUUAUCAACUCUGUCUCAUGAUUCAAGUCAGGAGUCUGUUCAUCUCUAUUUCACAACCACCUCUCUCAAUGAUUCACGACACAAACUCAAUGGUGGCAAUAUGGAUCUCAUCAGAGAAUUUGAAAAUAUAUUUUUAAAGGAAGAGGAAAAAGCUCGAUUGUGGGACAUUUCACAGGCAAGAACAUUCCAGAGAAAUCUGUUACCUCUCUCAACAAUUGUAGUUGAGAAAUGUGUGCGUGAAAUUAGGGCCAACCUGAGCAGAGCUGAACAAUUACUCGACAAGACCAACCCAUCCUAUCACUUUACAGAAAUCAAGGAAGCCAUCGAGAAUGACAUUAAGAAACAAAAGACAGAACAAAUCAACAAGUACAUUAUCUAUUUCGGACUUGGUUUGAGUUUAAUCUUUCUCAUCCUGUCCAGUCCAAGAGUUGGAAUUAUCAAGAUCAAACCACAAUAA